CGUUUAUGUAGAGGAGCCCAUUCCCAAUUUCAACUCGGUUCAAUCCCCACCGGUUUAUUUUCUCGGAUGAAUUUCGGAAAUUUCUCCCAAAAUGCUUUCCUGUAUCACUUCAUUUCUUUGGUGUGCGCUUCUCUACUUCGCCAUAAUUCCUGCUAUUAUCCUCAUAGCGACACGAAUCAUUGUUAAAAAAUUGCGUGGUCAGGUGGAUCCCACAAAUGAGGUAGAUGUCUCAGGGAAGACCGUAAUUGUCACCGGGGCCUCGGAUGGAAUUGGUAAAGCGACCGUGGAGGAGUUUGCCACCCGUGGGGCAAGAGUAAUCCUGGCGUGUAGAAAUGUGCAAAAAGCAGAAAAAGUUGUGGACGAUAUCCGCUCUAGGACAAGGAAUGGGGAACUGAUCAUAAUGCACCUCAAUCUUUCCUCACUCUCCUCCGUGCGAUCAUUUUGUGCCGAUUUUAUCCAAAAAUAUCCCUCCAGUCUGUCCAUCCUUGUCAAUAAUGCGGGUCUCAUAAAUCCCGUCGGCGUCAGGAACCUGACGGAGGACGGUUUUGAAGAGACUUUCGGCGUAAAUCAUCUCGCCCACUUUCUCCUCACCGACCUUCUCCUCCCCGAACUGAAGAAAACUGGAGCGCAAAAUCCUUCCGAGCCGAGUCGCGUGGUCAUCGUCUCAUCCGGCGUGCACAAUUGGGGCGCUCUUCAAUUUCACGACUUGAUGUACGAAAAAACGCCCCUGGACGAUUGGAAAUUCACGCCAAAACUUUACUGCAAUUCUAAAUUGGCGAAUAAUCUGUUCAACCUGGAACUCGCUAAAAGGUUAAGGUCCGAAAAAAAUGCGAAUGUCACGUGCUACGCGCUCUGCCCGGGCAUCGUGACCACGAAUAUUGGCAAGGAAAGCGCAAAACUGAGGGCGAAUCCGGAACCCUAUUUGGUUAAACAUGUGCUCUUUCCGGUGGUGAAAUUUGCCAUGGGGAAAAAUGCAAAAGAGAGUGCCCAAACCACGAUGUUUUGUGCCCUAUCGAAGCACCUGUCGCACCAUAGUGGAGAAAUGUAUAGAAAUUGCGAAUUUUGGGAUUACAGUAAGCGAACCAAGUUGAGCGAGGAGGAUGCCGCAACUUUAUGGGAGAUGAGUGAAAAGUUGGUUGGGAGGAAAUAAAUAUUUAUAACGUAGCAAAAUGUAUUUAUGCAAAUAUAAUUGUAAAAAAAUUACUGAUUGGAAAUGUACGUACGAAGAGAAAAUAAAA
Folsomia candida is the source of this 1238-nucleotide messenger RNA. RefSeq names its product retinol dehydrogenase 12. The transcript is spliced from 3 exons. Bases 92 to 1150 code for a protein of 352 amino acids. The record is from RefSeq and is a predicted model, not a curated record. NCBI's taxonomy places the organism in Eukaryota, Metazoa, Arthropoda, Collembola, Entomobryomorpha, Isotomidae.